AUGUUUAUUGCAAAUGUAUUAUUGCAAUUAUUAUUUGUAUAUUCUCUUAUCGAUUGUCAAAUUGUUAAUGUAACAAUUUUUACUGAAUCGCAAUGCAAAUAUUGUACAUCGUUAUUACAUGAACAAAUAUGGCCGUUUAGUUUAAAUCGGCCUGGAAUUAUGAAUCUUCAGAUUAUACCGUUCGGAAAAGGUUCCUGUGAUUUUUAUCCCCAAAAAACAUUCCAUUGUCAUUGCAUGCAUGGUCCAAAUGAAUGCGAUUUGAAUCGUUUGCAGAAUUGUGCAAUUGCUCUUUUCCCACGCAAUUAUUUGGGUUUAUUGGCUUGUGCUCAAGGGCUAAACACACUGAAAGAAGCGUUUGCAGUUUGUCUUCCACCAUUUAAACCUGAAACCCAAAAGCGGCUGAUUGAAUGUGCAAGCACCCAAGAAGGAGAACUAUUAAAUUACUAUUCAAUGCUUUAUACUCAUGCAGCAGAUAUUCGAAUUUGGCCGACAAUGUUUGUGAAUGGCCGAUUUUUUGAUCGGAGCUAUCCUGUAGAAACGGAAAUAUGCCGCCAUACGAAUUGGUGUUAG
Messenger RNA from Dracunculus medinensis (Guinea worm), 570 nucleotides. NCBI's taxonomy places the organism in Eukaryota, Metazoa, Nematoda, Chromadorea, Rhabditida, Dracunculidae. The record is from the annotation of a GenBank genome assembly.